AUGGUUGGAAAGGAUUUGCCAAUGGACUUAAGGUACUUGCCGAUUGUUGCCCAGAAGGCUCCAGACAUACAAGAAAGGAAUUCAGGCACAUCCUUCGGUGGGGUCGAUGACAUCGACCACAUAAUCAUCCAUCCACCAAGCAGCGGCACCACCACAGACGGCGGCCUGGUGGACAACACCACUGAUACCAACGAACAUGUGGGACCCUACUUCGAUAAUACCACGAAGAGAGAAUACACUGCGGCCGUCGGACAACCAGCUUAUUUACAUUGCAGAGUGAAGAACUUAGCUGAUAGAGCGGUCUCAUGGAUCCGCAAACGAGAUCUACAUAUCUUGACAGUGGGCGUUCACACGUACAGCAGUGACGCGCGAUUUGCGGCGCUGCACACGGAUGGAUCUGAUAUUUGGACGCUAAGGGUAGCUCCGGCGCAGCCACGAGAUUCCGGUGCUUACGAGUGUCAAGUCUCAACGGAGCCCAAGAUUAGUUUGGCAUUUCGGCUCACUGUAGUAGUAUCAAAAGCUGAAAUCCUAUCGGGACCGGAGUUGUUUGUUCGAGCUGGCUCCGAUAUCAAUCUCACUUGCAUUGCGAGACACGCACCCGAUCCCCCAAGUUUCAUAUACUGGUAUCGCGGGAACAAUGUGGUGAACUACGCUCUUCGAGGCGGUAUUAGCGUGGAAACUGAACAAAGAACUCGUACCAGCCGACUUCUCAUCGCCAGAGCCUCACCAAGGGACUCUGGUAAUUACACUUGUGCCCCUAGUAGCUCUGAUUCAGCGUCUGUUGUGGUCCACGUGGUGAGCGGGGAAAGACCAGCCGCGAUGCAAAGUAUCGCCGUGAAGAUGGCUCCAUUACCCUCAUUUCUCCUUGUAGCUGCUCUCACUGUAGAUCAAAGUAGAGCAACUUUUGUUGCUAUACAAAAUAUACUAACAGGUCUCUUCAUGAGCUUUAAAUUAAAACUUAAAUUAAAUAUCCUUAGGUUUAUUACCAGAUGACCACCAUUCGUUGUUGAAAAUAAAUAAUUAGCAUGAAAUGCAUACAGUUUAAAAAUAGCCCUUAGAUUAAAUUUAACUGAAACGUAUAAAGAAACGAAUUACUGUAAUAAAAAUUUCUAGUGAAGUUUUUUUACGCUAAUAUCUGCAAAAAUCUGGAGGAUAAUGCUCUAGAAUCUUCUCAAUUAGUUACAAAUACAGGUAAAAAUCUUAAAUAAGAAGUAUCAAGUAGCGUCGAUGUCAUUUUUUGUACGUAGUAACUAAUCUAAAUUAUUGAAC
Molecule: messenger RNA, 1269 nt
Organism: Hyposmocoma kahamanoa
Lineage: Eukaryota; Metazoa; Arthropoda; Insecta; Lepidoptera; Cosmopterigidae
Product: zwei Ig domain protein zig-8-like
Exons: 6
Coding region: 1-993 (330 amino acids)
Biological process (GO): synapse organization
Cellular component (GO): neuron projection membrane
Source: RefSeq, a predicted model, not a curated record